AUGUUUGUUCCUGAGAUAUGUGGAAGUCAGGUGAUGCUUAAUGCCAGAGUGGCUGAGACGUUGGCUGCAAACGGGCAUAGUGUUACAAUGAUUCGUAUGAACACUUUGGCAAAGACAGUAACCAAUGUGAAAAUUUCGCCGAAAGUUGAACGUGAAUUCAUUAUCAACUUCCUUGUUGAUUUCCUCAGUUCACUCAAACGCAACUCUUUGACCACAAUACUCAUUGAUCUGUGCUCAGCACACAUUCCACUCAUAGCAUAUUGCUACUGUCGCCUCGGAUCUAUUUCACAAGCUGUUGAUGGCUGUGAUUCUUUUGAGGAGCAGAAACGUUGCUUGUAUGCCAACAAAAAGCAUUUGAUUUGUUUGAAUUACGCGUCAAAAUUUGUUCGGAAUGAUUGCAUCGUGUCUCAUUUGAGCUCAAUUGAGUCGAAGCACUAAGUGAAAGCGUAUCCUGAUGAUAACAAAUAUGCUGAAUUGGAGAAAAUGCACUCGAAAGAAGCUUUUGAAGAUAGUUCGUUCCUUACGGGGAGGUCUGUAUCUUCAAAUCAACAAUUCUUCACAACAUUCGUCACCGCUUGUGACGUCAUUUCGCAAGACAAAGCAUUCAUCACAAGACUUAAAAAAGCCGAAUUUGACGUUGCAUUCACACAUUACUACGAUCUAUGUCCUAUUGGUCUGAUCUACCACGCAAAGAUACCGUCGUGGAUAUGGCUGAAUGGCGCACAAAUGUUGGAUAUUAUUGCGAAUUUGAUCGGUGUCCCCAGUCCUCCAAGUUAUGUCCCAGGGCUGUUCGGCGACGUCAGUGAUAAAAUGACAUUCAGCGAGCGAGUGGCCAAUUUUAUCGGUAAAACAACCACAGUGGCGAUGUCGAAGAGGUAUUCAAUCGAUCCAGAAACAGAGAUUUUGCGAAGGAAUUUGGAUGCGAACAUGCCACAUUUGAGUGAACUUGCAACUGAAUGCGCGCUGGUGAUGAUCACAUCGGAUGAGCUCUACUCACUUGCACGUCCGACGUUGCAUAAAAUUGUUUCAAUUGGUGGAUUAGGAAUGAAAUCCAGAAGUGUUAAACCACUGAACAAAGAAUUCAAGCAGAUUGUUGACCGUGCCAAACGGAUUGUCGUUGUGAGUUUUGGUUCUGUUAUCUCUGCGGACUUGAUGCCUGAAUCGUGGAAAAAUGCGUUGAUCGAAGUGUUCAAGCAUUUUCCUGAGAUUGACUUCAUCAUGAGAUACUCUGCAGAGGAUUUGAACGACAAAAUACCGAAGAAUGCUCAUUUGAGCAAGUGGAUUCCUCAAGUUGAUCUCUUACAGAAUAACAAAACGCUGCUCUUUAUAAGUCAUGGUGGCUACAACAGUGUCCAAGAGGCGAUUCACUCAGCAGUACCAAUCGUAACAAUUCCACUGUUUGGCGACCAGUUCGUGAAUGCACGCUCCGUGGAACGUUUACGUUUAGGAGUGAGAUUGAGCAAGUCAGAUGUUCGUUCAGAGACACUUGUCAAAGCAAUCGACCAAAUACUGAGCAAUGAUGAAUACACAAACAAUGUCAAGCGUACACAAGCGAUGAUUCUUGCUAAACCGACGAAGCCCGAAGAACAGCUCGUGAAAUGGACCGAAUUUGUGGCUGAAUUUAAGACAUUGCCCAAUUUGAUACCGUUUGGUACUCGACUCAGCUUCAUUCAGUAUCACUGUUUGGAUGUUAUCGCCUUAUUGUCUGGGGUCGUUUUCGCAUUUCUCUUCAUUGUCCUCUGCACCAUGCGAGUCCUAUAUCGCAAACUAUGCACGUCGAGUGCAAAAACUGUAAAAUCACACAAAAAGCACAAUUAA
Molecule: messenger RNA, 1818 nt
Organism: Anisakis simplex (herring worm)
Lineage: Eukaryota; Metazoa; Nematoda; Chromadorea; Rhabditida; Anisakidae
Source: the annotation of a GenBank genome assembly